AUGUGCCGUCCACGUGGAGAUAAUGUCUCUGCCAUCUUUGUCCAUGCGGGAGCUGGGUUUCAUAGUCCAAAUAACGAAAAGCUACAUCUAGAAACAUGCGAGAAUGCGGCGAAGGUGGCAAUCCAGAUGCUCAGAAAUGGCGGGUCAGCUGUUGACGCCGUGGAGAUCGCAAUCAUGCUCCUAGAAGAUUCCGAAAUUACAAACGCGGGUUACGGCAGCAACCUAACUAUAGAUGGCGCCGUAGAAUGUGACGCUACCAUCGUAAACCAUCUGGGGCGAAGUGGUGCAGCUGGUGCUGUCGCCCAAGUGAAGAACCCAAUCUCCUUGGCUCGAGUCAUCCUUGAAGCAUCAACAAAGCCAUUGACUUUGCAAAGAGUGCCCCCUAAUUUCCUUGUGGGACAAGGUGCGACAAAUUUUGCGUAUGAUCAGGGUCUGGUUGUGCUCCCCCACGAUGGCCUGAUAUCUGAGGAGGCCAGGGAGCGAUGGCAGCGUUGGCAACAAGACUUAGAAGCCGCAGAGUCGAAAGAGAGGCGACAGUUUCCUACAAGACACGACCGUCAUAAGGCGUACAUCCGUCGGCCAGUGAGCGUCAAUCCGGCACAGUUGCUCUCGUCUCCCUCAAGCAUACGGCCUGCCUCAUCGAUCAGCUCUAGCAUAGGUGAUUCACGCUCCAGAAUCUCUGGUAUCACUUCACCAGCCGGCUCUGGCGACCCUCUCUUCCUGCCACCCAGGGCCAGAAACGCUGGAUAUGUAGAUGGCACCAUUUCUCAGACUUUUCAGUCCAGCUCCAUGCCAAGCAGGAUGUCGUCGGAGACAUCUGCAUUUCAAUCCCUUGAGUCCAGUUCGUCAAGCAUGGACGUUGAUCCUACACCCGGUCCCCUUGCCACAAAUACGCACCACGCGAAUAUGGAUCGAAUCAGCGAUACCGUCGGUGCUAUAGCAGUUGAUGCACAGGGAAAUAUCGCAGCAGGCUCAUCCUCCGGUGGUAUUGGGAUGAAACAUCGCGGUCGUAUUGGCCCUGCUGCGCUUGUGGGCAUCGGCACUGCUAUAAUCCCAGUAGAUACCAGUGAUCCGGAUCAAACAUGCGUUGCUACAGUCACUUCAGGAACUGGCGAACACAUUGCGACUACUAUAGCCGCUAGCACCUGUGCCUCGCGCAUUUAUUACAACCAACGAAAGCAUGAAGAUGGUUCAUUUGAGGAAGUCACAGAGGAUGAAGCGCUGAGGGGAAUGAUAUUGUCGGAAUUUAUGGGCCAUCCCGGAGUCAAAGACAGCCAUUGUCGGGGCGCCAUUGGAAUCAUGGCGGUUAAGAGAACGGCCGAUGGGGUGUAUCUCUGUUUUGGCCAUAACACGGACUCUUUCGCCCUGGCUUCUAUGAGCAGUGAGGACAAGAGACCGGUGUCCGUGAUGUCGCGCAGCAAUGGAAACGGGAGUAUUGCUCAAGGUGGCCGCGCGUACCGAUUCCAGAGGUAG
Messenger RNA from Aspergillus alliaceus, 1473 nucleotides. RefSeq names its product threonine aspartase 1. NCBI's taxonomy places the organism in Eukaryota, Fungi, Ascomycota, Eurotiomycetes, Eurotiales, Aspergillaceae. The record is from RefSeq and is a predicted model, not a curated record. The transcript has 5 exons. The coding region runs from base 1 to 1473 and encodes 490 amino acids. Gene Ontology annotation, biological process: protein maturation. Gene Ontology annotation, molecular function: threonine-type endopeptidase activity.